AUGGGUCUAAUUCAGUCAUCUAAAAGUCCACAGGUUAUCCUGAUGGGUUUGGAUUCAGCAGGAAAGACAACUUUACUCUCUCAACUCUUGACUGGAAAGUUGAUGGACACAUCACCGACCAUUGGAUUUAACGUAGGAACUAUUGAUUUGGACAAGCGGACGUCAUUAACAGUUUGGGAUGUCGGAGGACAAAAAAGCAUGAGGCCUAACUGGAGGUUCUACCUGGACGACUGCAAGGCAUUGGUCUUUGUGGUUGACAGCAGCGAUCCAAGUCGGAUGCCUGAAGCCCAAAGGGUAUUGAAGAAAAUUUUGAGUGAAGAAAAGUUACGAGGCAUCCCAUUGAUGGUUCUUGCCAACAAGGUGGACCUACCUGGUGCCUUGACCGUACAAGAGAUCUCCAACCAGCUGGGAAUGUCUCACUACCAACAACUGAUAUGGCAGAUUCAAGCAUGCAGUGCACUGAAAGGAGUCGGUCUGUGGCAGGCCUUCACGUCCAUCGCCAAACUCAUCAAAAAGAACUAA
This is a messenger RNA of Nerophis lumbriciformis (worm pipefish), 522 nucleotides long. Lineage: Eukaryota; Metazoa; Chordata; Actinopteri; Syngnathiformes; Syngnathidae. The record is from RefSeq and is a predicted model, not a curated record.